AUGACAAUAAAAAAUAAUAUUUUAGUUAUUGGUAGUGGUAGUAGAGAACAUGCAAUUACAUGGAAAUUAUUAGAAUCUAAUCAAGUUGAUAAAGUUAUAUUAGUACCAGGAAAUGCAUCAAGUUCAACAAUGGAAAGAGUUAUAACAGUUGAAUGUUCAAAAAUUGAUGCAGAAUCAAUCUCAAACAUUUGUAAAGAACAUAAUGUGGAAUAUGUAUUUGUCGGACCAGAGGUACCAUUAGUAGAUGGUAUAGUUGAUGGAUUAAAAAGAAAAGGUAUCUCUUGUUUUGGUCCAACCAAAAAAGCUGCACAAUUAGAAGGUUCAAAAGUAUUUUGUAAAGAUUUUAUGGCAAGAAAUAAUAUUCCAUCUGCACGUUAUCAAACUUUUACUGAUUAUAAUAAAGCAAAACAAUAUAUUGAAUCUUUAAAUUAUAAAAUUGUGUUAAAGGCAUCUGGAUGUGCAGCAGGUAAAGGUGUUUUAAUACCAAAUAAUAAAGAAGAAGAAUUAGAAGGAUUAAAAAGAAUUAUGGUUGAUAAAGAAUUUGGUAGUGCAGGUGAUGAAAUUGUAAUUGAAGAAUUUUUAGAUGGUGAAGAAUGUAGUUUAAUGUGUUUUUCCGAUGGUUAUAGUUUAGUAGUUAUGCCACCAGCACAAGAUCAUAAAAGAAUAUUCGAUGGUGAUAAAGGUGCCAAUACUGGUGGUAUGGGUGCAUAUGCACCAGCACCAUUCAUUGUAGACUGUAACAAUAAUGCUACCACUGAUAAAAGUAAAUCAAAGAGUUCAUUUGGUACAAUUAUUGAUCGUUGUGUUGAAACCAUUUUAAAACCAACAAUUAAUGGAAUGAGAAAAGAGGGUAAACCAUUUGUUGGUGUUUUAUUUGCAGGUUUAAUGGUAUCAUCAUCAUCAUCAACAACCAAUGAUAAAGUUAUCAAUGUUUUGGAAUUCAAUUGUCGUAUGGGUGAUCCAGAGACUCAAGUAGUUUUACCAUUGUUAGAGACUGAUCUAUUUGAAAUUGUAUUGGCAUGUAUUGAAGGUCGUUUAGAUGGAUUGGAUGUAAAAUGGUCAAAUAAGUUUGCAGUAACUGUUGUUGCCGCUUCAAAAGGUUAUCCAGAUUCUUAUCCAAAAGGUUUGAAAAUUAAUGGUUUAUUAGAGAAUAAAAAUACAAAUGAUAAUAUUAUUUUUCAAGCUGGUACAACUGUAAAUGGUAGUAAUGAUAUUGUUACAAAUGGUGGUCGUGUUUUAUCAUGUACAUCGGUAUCGGAGUCAUUAGAAGAUGCAAUAAAGAAUUCAUAUAAAUUAAUUGAAACUAUUAGUUUUGAAGGUAUGCAAUAUCGUAAAGAUAUUGGUCAAAAAGCAUUAAACCAUUUGGAAAGAAAGAAGCAACAACAAGCCAAUUCAAAACAAUCUGUAUCCUAUAGUGAAUCAGGUGUUGAUAUUGAAAGAGGUGAUGCUGUAGUUGAUAAUAUUGGACCAUUGGCAAAAGCAACCACUAGAUUGGGUUGUGUUAGUGAUUUGGGUGGAUUCGGUGCAUUAUUCGAUACAAAAGCAGCAGGAUUUAGAGAUCCAAUUUUAGUAUCAGGUACUGAUGGUGUUGGUACAAAAUUAAAGAUUGCACAAGAACUUGGAAUUCAUGAUAGUAUUGGUAUUGAUUUGGUAGCAAUGUGUGUCAAUGAUGUAGUUGUUCAAGGUGCAGAACCAUUAUUCUUUUUAGAUUAUUUCGCCACUGGUAGAAUUCAUGUAGAUGUCGCAACUCAAGUUGUCUCUGGUAUUGCACGUGGUUGUAAAGAAUCUGGUUGUGCAUUAAUUGGUGGUGAAACAGCAGAAAUGCCAGGAAUGUAUAAAGAUGGUGAAUAUGAUUUAGCAGGUUUCAGCGUUGGUGCAGUUGAACGUGACCAAAUGUUACCAUCAAACAUUCAAGAGGGUAACAUUCUAUUGGGUCUUGCAUCAAGUGGUGUUCACUCAAAUGGUUAUUCAUUGGUUAGAUAUUUAAUUGAAACCAAGAGUGGUGGUUUAACUUAUAAUUCAAUUGCACCAUUCGAUUCAAGUAAAACACUUGGUCAAGUAUUAUUAACACCAACUAAACUCUAUGUAUUAUCUUGUCUUGCAGCAAUUAAAAGUGGUGGUGUAAAUGGUUUAGCUCAUAUCACUGGUGGUGGUAUCACUGAGAAUUUACCAAGGGUAAUUCCAGAUGGUUUAGAUUGUGAAGUUGAAUUGGGUAGUUGGGAAAUUCUUCCAAUCUUUAAAUAUUUAGUUGAACUUGGUAAUAUGGAAACUGAAGAAUUAUUAAAAACUUUCAACUCUGGUAUUGGUAUGAUUUUAAUUGUUUCACCUGAUAAAGUUGAUUCAAUCACUAAAUCUUUAGAAUCAAAUAAUGAAAAAGUUUAUAAAAUUGGUAAAAUUAUAAAUUCAAAAACUUCAAAACAAUCAAAAUCAAAAGUAAUUUAUAAAUAA
This is a messenger RNA of Dictyostelium discoideum AX4, 2448 nucleotides long. It is a transcript of the gene purD, whose product is annotated as phosphoribosylamine-glycine ligase. The transcript is spliced from 2 exons. NCBI's taxonomy places the organism in Eukaryota, Evosea, Eumycetozoa, Dictyosteliales, Dictyosteliaceae. Gene Ontology annotation, molecular function: phosphoribosylformylglycinamidine cyclo-ligase activity; metal ion binding; ATP binding. Gene Ontology annotation, cellular component: cytosol. Bases 1 to 2448 code for a protein of 815 amino acids. The record is from RefSeq and is a predicted model, not a curated record. Gene Ontology annotation, biological process: nucleobase-containing small molecule metabolic process; purine-containing compound biosynthetic process; 'de novo' IMP biosynthetic process.